AUGGCCUCUGAGGCCACGUCCGGCCCUGGCUUCUCGUGGUCAAGCAGGGCCGCUGCCCACCCCAAGCUCAGCCGACUCAGCACCAAACGAAGGUGCGGGUCGCCGCUGCGGGGCUUCCGGGGGAAGGCCCCGCGCCGAGACCCGGGGGGCGUCCUGGGCGCUCCCACCCGCCCCUCCCAGAAGACGGUCUGCGCGGAGGCCCGGCCUCGGCGCCCCUGCCUGCUGGCGCGAAGCCCGGGGGGCGGGGGUCCGUCCUUCCGCAGACCUGGGGGUGGGAGGAGGGCGCGGGGCUUUUUGUGCGGAGCCUACGAAUUCUGGGCCUCCGCACACCGGCCGAGGAAGGAACGGGAGGGGAAACGGUCCCCAGGUUUGGGAACGAGGUCGCCUGCCCAGCGCCCGCCCCCUGCCCCGGAUCCCUCGGGCCCCUCCACGUGGGCUGACGGCGGAGGCGCGUUCAGACCCCAAGCCGAGUCCGGGGCCGCSGGCCGCGCUGGGCCUGGCUCCCCGCUGGGGUGUGGGUGCGGGGCUCUUUCGCCGGGGGAGGGGAAGAGGCGCGAGCGCGCGCUGUGGGACCCGCGGUCGAGCGCCGCGCGAGGCCGCGCCGUGCAUUCCGCGCAUUCCCGCCGGGCCUGGGUUCCGCCGCCACGUGGUGGCCCUGCGCUCCGCGCUUACCGUAAAGCCUGGAGACGGUGCGCACCUCUGCUUCCCAGCGUGAGAGGAGGACCGCCCCGGUACCCACCUGGCUGCGCCGUCCCGCCCCAGUGCAGAACCCGCGCAGGCUCGGGCGUGUAG
Molecule: messenger RNA, 792 nt
Organism: Urocitellus parryii (Arctic ground squirrel)
Lineage: Eukaryota; Metazoa; Chordata; Mammalia; Rodentia; Sciuridae
Source: RefSeq, a predicted model, not a curated record